Messenger RNA from Drosophila persimilis, 2474 nucleotides. RefSeq names its product ARF GTPase-activating protein GIT2 (gene Git). Gene Ontology annotation, molecular function: protein binding; GTPase activator activity. The coding region runs from base 92 to 2290 and encodes 732 amino acids. The transcript has 7 exons. Lineage: Eukaryota; Metazoa; Arthropoda; Insecta; Diptera; Drosophilidae. The record is from RefSeq and is a predicted model, not a curated record. Gene Ontology annotation, biological process: regulation of ARF protein signal transduction; brain development.
AGUGGUUCCCCAACAGUGCGCUUAUUUUCUGUAUCAAUAAUUUUUUUUUUGUCGUAUCGCAUCGCAGGGUUCUUGAGUGUGGAAUGCUUGAAUGUGUUUCGCCAGCAGCAUAAUUGAAGCGCAUAAGAAGUUAUUUAUAGCGCCCCCCGAGACCACGCCCUCGCGCUCAAGUGCCAGCCACAGUCGGGCGAGCAUUAUGUCGCGCAGCAAGUCUCGUCUACAGUCGGAGGUGUGCGGGGACUGUGGCGCCACAGAUCCCUCCUGGGCCAGCAUCAACCGCGGCAUUCUGCUGUGCGCCGACUGCUGUUCUGUGCAUCGCAGCCUGGGGCGCCACAUCUCUAUCGUGAAGUCGUUGCGUCAGGGCAACUGGGAGCCAUCUGUGCUCAAUUUCGUGAACUCUCUGAACGCGCACGGGGCCAACAGUGUUUGGGAGCACCACUUGCUGGACGGUGGCGGCAACUUGACGGGCAGCAAGCACGUGCUACGCUGGCGCAAGCCCACGCCCAAGGAUGCCCUGCAUCCCACGAAGUCUGACUUCAUCAAGGCCAAGCACGUCAAUCUGACAUUUGUGCUGAAGCCCAGUCUGCAAGAUGACGACGACUCCAGCGGCAGUGGCAGCAAUCUGGAGCAGGAGCUGAGUCGGCAGCUCCACGCCAGCGUGCGGACCAGCAACCUGGAGACCUCCCUGCGUUUCCUGGUGCAGGGUGCAGAUCCGAACUACUAUCACGAGGACAAGCUGUCGACACCUUUGCAUAUGGCGGCCAAAUUCGGCCAGGCCUCGCAAAUCGAGAUGCUGCUUGUCUACGGAGCCGACGUAAACGCCUUGGAUGGCAAUGGUAUGACUCCCCUGGAGCUGGCCAAGGCCAACAAUCACAACACCAUUGCCGAGCGCUUGCUGGAUGCCAUGUACGAUGUCACCGACAGGAUCAUUGCGUUCCUGGGCGGCAAGCGACCAGAUCACGCUAGUGGGCGCCACCUGACAAUACCCGAGACGAACGGAGCCGACAUCAGCGAGCAGCUGAAGAUAGCUAGAGGAAAACUGCAGUUGGUGCCGAACAAGAUGUUCGAGGAGCUGGUGAUGGACCUGUACGACGAGGUCGAUCGACGAGAGUGCGAAGCCAUCUGGUCGACAAGCACCUUAAAUGCUGAUCAUGCAACUGUGCCAUUCUUGCCAGCUAAUCCGUUUUUGAGUGCCACGCGCAAUCAGGGUCGUCAGAAAUUGGCACGUUUUAAUCGCGCCGAGUUUGCUGGCCUCUUGACUGACGUUCUCGUCGACGCCUUGCGGCGCCAGAACAUGGCCAAUCUGCGACCGAUGGAUGCUUCUGGUCCAUUACCAGCACAUUAUUCACUGCAAUCGUUGCCGUAUGCGAACAAUUCCCUUCUGCUCAGUUCAUUCGAGCAGAGCGGACACGAUCCGAAUCUGUCGGACGAUGAGCCCAUAUAUGAUCCAGUGGCCAGUGACGAUGACUAUGCUCCAGUGCCCCCGAUGGCCCAGCAGGCCAUUGUCCAUACGCCACCGCGCAAUGCCAAUUCGCACACCGAAAUGGAGACGCUGCGCAAACAGCUCUGCGAGUACAAGUCGGAGAUCAACCAGCUGAAGAACGUGGUGCAAAUGCUGUCCAGCGAGAACACGCAGCUGAAGUCCAAGUUCUCCAGCACCUCCAACAACAGCGUCUACGAUGAGCCACUGCGCAUUGAUCUGAGCUUGAGCAGUCCCGACACAGAACACGAGCCUUUGUCGCUGCCCGAAGGCAGUGGGGCCAAUGCUGAUAGCGCCUCCUCGAACAACUCCUCGAACCAGUCGACCAUCAAGCGGCCAGCCAGCAUGUACGAGCGUCGUCUGGCGCCCCACGUGGCAAAGACCCACACGGAUGUGCGGAACACGACGAGCAUGUAUCAAAUGGCUGGCGAGGGCAAGCCUUUCGGGGAGGAGGUUAAGCUGCGCUCCGAUUUGGUAACGCGAUGCCUGAAAGAACUGAUACUGGCCAUGCAGCCGGUGCCAGAGGACCAAAAGCAGUCGAUUGCACCGCAUGGGGAGCUUAUACGAAGUGCCGUCACAGAUUUGAUUGCUUUGUAUGCGAACUUGCCGCCAAAUACAAGCGAAAAGACACGAGAGACCCUCAAGCAGCUCACCCGCCACAACAUACUCAUCCAGCACGAGUGCGAGAAUCUGCAAAAGGCCAUCGAGGCCGACGACAAGCAGGCCAUACAGAAGAAUACGUUGGAGGUGCGCGACUGCGCCUUCCACAUUGCCAGUGCCAUAAAGACCUUGGUAUUGCAGUUCUACUGAAAGCUGGAACUGGAGCUAGAACAGGAGCUGGAAUACAAUACAAUAACCUAAGCAGUUUAACUCGACCCCCAAUUUAGCAUUAACUGUCGACUAACCAACGUGCUUCCGCCAAAUAACAUACACAGGACCCAACCCCUUUUACAUAUGUAUUUUAUGUAUCGUAUUUAAUAAAUGUUCACAUCAA